Molecule: messenger RNA, 321 nt
Organism: Diplodia corticola
Lineage: Eukaryota; Fungi; Ascomycota; Dothideomycetes; Botryosphaeriales; Botryosphaeriaceae
Exons: 1
Coding region: 1-321 (106 amino acids)
Molecular function (GO): carbon-sulfur lyase activity
Source: RefSeq, a predicted model, not a curated record
AUGCCCUCCCCCCAACUCACCGGCGACCCCAACCGGCACCCACCCUCGACCUUUUCCUCGGGCCUCUCGGGCCACUGCCUCUGCGGCAGCGUGCACGUCACCAUCCGCGACGCGGAGCUCUUCACCCGGCGCCGCGGCCACCUCUGCCACUGCGCCAACUGCCGCAAGGUGGCGGGCAGCUACGUCGCGGCGAACCUGCUGAUCGAGGAGGACAGGGUGGCGGUCGAGGACCGCGACGGCACGCUCAAGGAGUUUGUGGACGCGGAGACGGGGAGCGGCGAGCCGUUGGGGAGGUGGUUUUGUGGAAGGUGCGGGUGGUGA